Molecule: messenger RNA, 1133 nt
Organism: Poecilia reticulata (guppy)
Lineage: Eukaryota; Metazoa; Chordata; Actinopteri; Cyprinodontiformes; Poeciliidae
Product: CD209 antigen-like protein C
Source: RefSeq, a predicted model, not a curated record
GCCUCGGACUUGUUUAUUUUUGUUCACUCAUACCAAAGAAGAAAAGAAAAAAAAAAAACUCAAUAAAAACGUGUUAUCACAUGCCACGACGGCACAAGUCAAAGAAUACAUGCGAAGUCAAGCUAAAGGGACACAUGGCUGCAAACGAGAGCGCAGACGGAUCACUGAGAGCUGCAGAGGGUUUCAGAAGUUCAGCAUGCGGAGAUGCAAAAUCCUGCAAGAAAUCUCACCUGGCAUGUAUAGGGGCUGUUGCUAUAGCAGCAAUAUCUCUGAUCACUGCGAUCAUUUUGUCCUCCGUUUUAUUUGCCAUAUGGGGAGCAGCACGAGAAGAAGAAGAUCCAACUUUUCAAAAUAAACAGACAGAAAACCUGCAGCAGUGCCAAAAACAAUGUGAGGACCUGAAAAUGAUGCUGCACUUGGCCACUCAGGACUCCAGAUGCCGUUUGUGUCCUGAAGGCUGGCUGUGGUGGAGGCGUCACUGCUACUUUUUCUCAGUUGGACUCCAGGAAAACCGUCGGUGGAAAGAGAGCGCCGAGUUCUGCCUGGAGCACAACAGCAGCCUGGUUGAGAUCAAAGACGACGCAGAGAUGGAUUUUCUCCAAGGAGUUAUGUGCAAUGCCACCAAAUUUCCUUUCCUGUGGGUGGGACUGACGGACAGUCAGCAGGAGGGACGCUGGCUGUGGUUGAGUGGGAAGGACGUCCAGGACCACUUACCGCUGGCGGUUCAGUGGGACAGCGAUGACAGGGACUGUGCAGACCUGAGGGGAGGCGGGACUCUGUUUGCUGCAGACUGUGAGGAGUACGGACCCUGGGCCUGCAAGAGAGAGUCCUGACCGUCUCCACGCCCUUCUUAUCCGCAUUUCAGUAACAAACUGCAAGCUGAGGGAGAUCUGGAGUUUUAUGUGUCCAGUAAAAGAUCAAACCAGCCCUACUGGAUGCUAAAGUGAAACAAAUACUUUAUUGGUGAAGCUUAAUUGUUUAAUGUUCGCUGGAAAAAUGCAGAUUUUUUUUCAACAACAUCAAAUUAUUUAUGACAACAGCUUCUUCUAAAAGUGCAGUUUUAAAGUGCAUGAAUCAGAAAGCAACCACAUGUUUAGCCUAAUAAAUGUUUUUAUAUAUAUUUAUAUAUAUAU